Messenger RNA from Humulus lupulus (European hop), 966 nucleotides. RefSeq lists its product as uncharacterized. The record is from RefSeq and is a predicted model, not a curated record. Bases 44 to 712 code for a protein of 222 amino acids. The transcript has a single exon. NCBI's taxonomy places the organism in Eukaryota, Viridiplantae, Streptophyta, Magnoliopsida, Rosales, Cannabaceae.
UAAGCUAAGCUAAGCUAAAUAGUUUUUUCUUUUCUUUUUGAAAAUGGGGAAUUGUUCUCCCAAAUGUACUAGUGUCUCAUCUGAUAACAACAGUCCUACCAAGUCCUCCUCCUCCUCCAUCAGGGUCCUCACAGAUUCAGGCACUAUUCUUGAGUUGAAAGGUCCUAAACUAGCUUCUGAAGUCCUCAACUCUCACCCUGGCUAUGGCAUUUUCAAGCAGGGUCAUGGAUCAUCACCCUUGGCCAAAGAUGAGAGUUUAGUAGGAGGAAAAUUCUACUACCUUCUCCCACUAAGGAAUAAUCGUGGUGGUGUCGAAACUAAUAUUACUGCCAUGGAAGCUGAAUACAUAGCUGCUGCUGCUGAGGCGAAGAAGAGGUCAUUAUCUCAUUCAGCGUCGGCCGAGUUUGUGGAGAAUUUGGCGAGUGGUUCGGGUAUGCGAGUGCUGCCCUCCGGAGGGAAUGGUGUGUGGAAGGUGAAGUUGAUGAUUGACACUAAACAGUUGGAGGAGAUUUUGUCUGAGCAAGGCAACACUGAGGCCUUGAUUGAGAGAAUGAGGAUGGUUGCAAGCUCUGCUGCUGGCACACUCACUCCCAGGCACAGCAAGAGUAGUACAUGGAAAUCUAACUUGUCUAGCUUGUUUAAUAAGGUGCCUGCUGCUGCUGCUGACCACUCUAGGAGAGAAAGCCCAGUUAGUGGAUUUUUGCACUGUUAGUUCUUUUUUUUUUUUUUUCCAUUUUAACUUGAUGGAAUGUUUGAUGGGUUUGUUGGUGCCUUCCUACAUGAAACUUCAUGUUUCUAUAGGAGAGAUUUUAACUUUUAACUGUUUCAUGUGUUGGGAUACUAUGUAUUUUAUGUGAGUUUUUAAUUAGUGUGUUGUUGUACAUGUUACCAAAGAAAGAGAAGGGUUUUAGUCUUAUCAGCUGACUGUAAUGUGCAAGAAUAAAUAUGUAUAUUUUGUCUUUAUAA